This is a messenger RNA of Sparassis crispa, 2274 nucleotides long. Its product is annotated as Probable mannosyl-oligosaccharide. Gene Ontology annotation, cellular component: endoplasmic reticulum membrane. NCBI's taxonomy places the organism in Eukaryota, Fungi, Basidiomycota, Agaricomycetes, Polyporales, Sparassidaceae. The record is from RefSeq and is a predicted model, not a curated record. Gene Ontology annotation, molecular function: Glc3Man9GlcNAc2 oligosaccharide glucosidase activity. The coding region runs from base 1 to 2274 and encodes 757 amino acids. The transcript has 16 exons. Gene Ontology annotation, biological process: oligosaccharide metabolic process; protein N-linked glycosylation.
AUGACUGGCCUAAUGUGGUUUGGUACUCAUGAUUACCAGUCCAUCGCGCGUACGCGCCAUGCAUGCGAGCAGGAGGACCAUCUCAAUUCUUACACAUGGACGGAAUACGAUGCACGCCAAGGAGGAUCACAAAUCGUGAAGGAUGGGAUGAACAAUGUUAUCCUCACCACGGAAUUUCUCAAAAUUCCAGGCGGUCAGCAUGGUGGAAGCUGGGCUGCUCGCAUUAGAGGGGAGCCCAUGAACCAAGCUCUACCUUCCCGUAUAUCCACGAUUUUCUAUAUGGGGCUGGAAGGUCUAGGAGGAUUGGACAUGGAGUCUGAAGAAGCCGAGAACGGUCUGGAAGGACCAGUAACGUUCUCUGGAUCGUCUCCGGAAUUGGAUGAGUUUACCAUUCGCAUUGUUGAUGGCCCGGACAACGAAGCAGUAACCGUUGGCCCGCAUUCAAGCGUAUUCGCUGAUAGAAUAGGCAAGUCUCACUUUGCUGGUCUCCGUGCUUCCCCAGGUAGAAUAUGGCAAGCGAAAGAAUUGCUUGUGCAGAGCUUACUCAAACACGCACAGGAUGCGGCUCUGCCAUACAAAGACCAAUCCAACGGCAUGCCUGACCCAUCAUUCGUCUUACAGCUGCCAGACGAAGUGUAUUCUUCGAGCAAUUUAUUCGCCCUUCAGAAGUCCUUCGACGGCCCAUUCCAGUUCGAUGUCUUCUUUGAGAGUGCCAGUGCCAAGCAGAAGCUUAGUACCGCCACUCUAGACGAGGGCUUGCCUGCUCUGAAAGCUUCCUAUGAGCAACGCUUCGAUAAAGUUUUUCCUGUUCCCGUCUCAUACCCUACUACCAACUUUGAUUCCCUGAGAGCGUUCUCGAAAGCGAUCACGUCAAACCUCGUUGGAGGUGUCGGCUACUUCUACGGUCCAUCAAUUGUUGAUAGGUCAUUUGCGUUUGAAUGGGACCAAGAGGACGGUGACUUCGAAGACUCUGAUGACAAUGAAGAGAAGGGUGCUAGGUUAACGGAACCCCAAGAGCUCCUUACCGCUACACCGAGCAGAAGUUUCUUUCCCAGAGGAUUCUACUGGGAUGAGGGAUUCCAUCUGUUGCACAUUGGCGAAUGGGACAAUGAUCUCAGUCUGGAAAUCCUAAAAGAUUGGAUUAACCUCAUUGAUGAGGACGGUUGGGUCGCACGCGAGCAAAUUCUGGGUGAAGAGGCCAGAAACAGGGUUCCUCCCGAGUUCCAGACUCAAGUGCCAUCCUUUGCAAACCCUCCGACACUCACUAUGGCAGUCACAGCCUUCAUUUCCCGCCUCAAAGCCUCAUCUCCAGAAAUCACAGACAGGGACCUGGGAAUGGACCUCGGCAUGGGAGCGCAAGUGCCCAUAUCAGAAACACAUCUCGCGCCAGGCAGCCGUUACCUCCAGUCUCCUGAGCUUGCACUAGAGUAUCUGCGCUCCAUCUACAAGCCACUGAAGCGCCAUUAUGACUGGUUCCGACGCACGCAACGCGGGCAGAUCAAGCAGUACUCGCGCCGUGCCCGCUCGCGCACGGAGGCGUACCGCUGGCGUGGGCGAUCGCAGCAGCAUGUGCUCACCAGCGGCAUGGAUGAUUACCCGCGCGGUCCGCCGCAUGUGGGCGAGCUCCAUCUGGAUUUGAUCUCGUGGAUGGGGUUUUUCACGCGCACGAUGAAGGAGAUCGCAGAGUACGUUGGCGAGGCCGACGAUGCUCUGGCUUUCGAAGAGAUUGAGAGAGCUAUCAUCGACAAUAUUGAUGACCUGCACUGGAGUGAGGAGAACCAGAUGUACUGUGACGCCGACGUCGACGACGAAGAUGAGUCCUAUCACGUCUGCCACAAAGGUUACCUCUCGAUAUUCCCUUUCAUGCUCGGCCUCCUGCCUGCCGACUCCCCACACCUGGGCGCGAUUCUUGAUAUGGUCCGCGACCCGAAGCAACUCUGGUCGCCAUACGGGCUGCGCAGCCUCUCGGUCUCGCACCCGGAAUUCGGGCAGGGCGAGAACUAUUGGAAGGGCCCGAUCUGGAUACAGAUGAAUUACCUGGCGCUGCGUGCGCUAUACAAGACGUAUGGCGCCCAGGAGGGACCGUACCAGCAGCGUUCAAAGGAGAUCUACACGGAGCUGAGGAGGAGUGUCAUUGACAACGUGUUCAAGGAAUACGAGAGGACGGGCUAUGUCUGGGAACAAUACGAUGCUGUCACAGGAGAAGGCAGACGAAGUCAUCCGUUCACUGGUUGGACCUCGCUGAUUACCCUCAUUCUAUCGGAGAAGUACUGA